UGGAUUUCCAAACUUUUUAAUCCCAAUACUAGCGACUUUUUGAAUAAUCAAGGAGAAGAAGCUCGAGCUCAACUCAGAUAUUAAGAUGAGCGCAGACACGGUGGAGCAGUCGGACGCUGCGGCUGAACAAGCAGAUUUAGAGCAAAACGGAAUCGACUUCAGUCGGCAGAUAAAGACAGAGGACAUCAACGACUCGCCGCACUCCGUCUCGUCCCUGAAGACAUGUCACCUCGGUCAGGACUCGCCGGUGGCCGGAGGACAGAUGAGCGGGGAGCUGGCCUCUCUCCACACCAUGCAGCAGCUGGUCCUGAUGCCUCCCUCCCACCUGUCGCCCCCCUCCUCCUUCCUGCUGACCCAGAGCCAGAGCAGCCACCAAGCGCUCCUGCAGCAGAACCUGCUGUCCCUGCCCGGCCAGAGCCAGGCGGGCCUCCUGCAGCACCAGCCCGGACUGGCCCUCAGCCAGCAGGCGAUGAGUCGCUCGGGCCUGGCAGGACCAUCCAUGGAGAACCACAUGGACAUGUCCCACCUGCAGAUGCCAAAGCACAUGGCAGUGCCUCAGCAGGACGAGCCCAGCGAUCUGGAGGAGCUGGAGCAGUUCGCCAAGGCCUUCAAACAAAGACGCAUCAAACUGGGCUUCACUCAGGGAGAUGUAGGCCUUGCUAUGGGGAAACUGUACGGCAACGACUUCAGCCAGACCACCAUCUCCCGCUUCGAGGCGCUCAACCUCAGCUUCAAAAACAUGUGCAAGCUGAAGCCGCUGCUGGAGAAAUGGCUGAGCGAUGCCGAGAACUCCCCCUCGGACUCGAUGAGCAACCCGGCCUCCCUGCCGCCUCUGAUGGAAGGCUACGGACGCAAGCGGAAAAAGAGGACAAGCAUUGAGACAAACAUCAAGCUGACUCUGGAAAAACGUUUCCUCGAUAACCCCAAACCCAACUCAGAGGAGAUCACACUGAUCUCAGAGCAGCUGUCCAUGGAGAAGGAGGUGGUUCGGGUUUGGUUCUGUAAUCGGCGUCAGAAGGAGAAGAGGAUCUACUGCCCAGUGGCCAGUUUACCCAUGAAAUCACACAACUUCACUUCCAGGAUGGCCUCGGCAUCCAGAUCCUACAGCCCCCUGGCUUCAGUGGGAGUCUCAUCCAGUUCCUCUCCAAACAGCGCGAGCCGAGGAGCUUCUCCCAACGGCCUGUCCUCAGCAUCCUCUAGUUUAUCAUCUCAUGUCAACCAGAGUACCUACAGCACACCAGGGUCAUGGUAUCGCACAUGGAAUUCGACAGCAUAUCAUCACUGAGGAGAAAUGAACUGAAUCUUUUGAAGAGCACC
This is a messenger RNA of Myripristis murdjan (pinecone soldierfish), 1317 nucleotides long. It is a transcript of the gene pou2f3, whose product is annotated as POU class 2 homeobox 3. Gene Ontology annotation, cellular component: nucleus. Gene Ontology annotation, biological process: regulation of transcription by RNA polymerase II. Lineage: Eukaryota; Metazoa; Chordata; Actinopteri; Holocentriformes; Holocentridae. The coding region runs from base 86 to 1285 and encodes 399 amino acids. Gene Ontology annotation, molecular function: DNA-binding transcription factor activity, RNA polymerase II-specific; RNA polymerase II cis-regulatory region sequence-specific DNA binding. The record is from RefSeq and is a predicted model, not a curated record. The transcript is spliced from 13 exons.